AUGAAAAUCACCUUUAUUACCAAGGAAAUAGAGAUUGUGUUCUUCGUGGUGGUCGCUUCAGCGAAAGGCGAGCCAGAUCCCAAGAAAUAUAAAUCAGAAGUAAAAGAUAAGGAAAAAUUAUCAAACUCGAGUUUGACAGAAGAAGAGAGAACGUUUCUGAGGGAAGUCGAAGCAAAAUUCGGUAUCAAGUCCGAUGUUCCUUUGGAUGAGGUUAAAAAUGAUGAAAGCGAAAAAAGUAACGGAACUUCUACUAGCAAAGCACCAUUUCCAGCAGUGAUAGCGAUUGAAAUUGUAAAUGAUACAGACACGAGUACGAAAGGCAAAAGAACUAUUGAUGCCAAUUUAGGGUAUGGUUAUAGAACAAACAACGGGUACACCUAUACGUAUUUUGGCAAACAACCACAGGAGAAAGGCAAAUUUAUGAUAUACCCAUAUUCGCAAGAAGAUAUUCCUCCAUCUCGUCCUACACCAUACAAUUCCGGGUAUUCUCAGUCAGGAACAUACACAGCAGAUUCUUCAAACGUGGAGAUACAACCGUCUCGAGCUUACGAGCUUGUCGAAGAACAGAACUCUUAUCAAAAAUCAAAACCCAAUUAUGAAAACAUUAGGGGAUUGGUUUCUCCACCACCUCCGUAUGCGGGUACAACUCAUAGUUCACACCCAACAUUUUAUACUACAUACAACGGACAAGAGUUCUCAGGACUAAGCGGUCAGUUCCCCAUGGUGAUGUCUAACUACUUGGUUGAACCAUCGCAGUUGCUCAAAAAUCCUCAAUAUCAGAGUGCUGGGCUUAAUCAAGAAUAUCUCCGCAGUCACGGUUCCCAAUUAGAACAACGUGUUGUACCAGUAUUAGUGUUAAGAGUACCAAGUUCUUACCUCAUGAAACCCACAGCUGAACUUUAUUCUGGCACGAAUAAUUACCCAGUGUCGAAUUAUUUGAAAAACGUGAAUUUGCAAGAGAUAGUUAACAAUUAUUUUAAGAAAAUCGGUUACUCCUUUGCACCACAGGUUAUGACAUACCAAAAUUCAAUUGCGUCAGAGCAUGUUUCGGCUCCAAAUGCCAUGCCAGCACAAAAUUAUGCUUCUCCUUACGUGAUUCCGUCAUACACUCAGGCUGACACUUCCGGAGUUCAAUAUUCGGCGGUUCAACCAGUGAUGGCUAAAUACCCAACAAGUUACUCUCCCCAGCAAUAUUAUGCAUCAAUGACCCAAACGCUUUACCAGCAGCCCGAGCAACAAUACGAAUAUUCUUAUCAAUACGUACCUCAGUCUCAAGGCCAGGCACAGUCGUAUUAUGUACAGCCUCAAUACCAAACGCAAGUAGAAACAGAAGCACCUCAAACUAAUGCCCAGAGUAUACAUGAAUCUGCAGAACAAGGUUCUAGCAGCAACUCGGCAAGUGAAGCGGAACAUAGUGUACCUCAAUCUGUUACCUACGAAAACGCUGCUUUUUCAGCCGAAUACGGUACUCCUGAAACUGAAGGAAUGGAGCAUGCUGCCCCUCAACAAAUACAAUACGAAACGUCACAGACCCUUGGGCACACAGAAUACGGAACGCCUAAAGAACAGAGCGUCGAAUAUUCACCACAGCAAACUUUGUCCACCGAAUAUGGACCGGCGAAACCAUCUCUUCCAGCUUACACUUCACCGCAAGCUACACGACCACAAUACAGUCUACCGAAAUACACAAUACCUAAGGAAACUCUCGCAGCUUAUCAGGCACAGUUGGGCCACAGCGCUUCCAGUGCCGGUGCACAGAAUUACUACUACCCAAAACAAGCGAACGACGAAUCUGAAAGUAACACUUUAGUCCUAUCAGAGAAUUACCCCGAUAAAGAUCACACUCUUGCAACAGUAUUACCUCUCAGCUACAAGCGUGAGAGGAAGCCCGCGACUGUGCAAACAAUUAGUUACGUCACUCCGGUCCCGCACAAGUACCAAUCUCCGUACAAAGUAAUGGUGCCACAGACCUUUCUCAAGAGCCCCGUAAACGAAAAGGUUUCGUACGUCAAUUCUCACUCGCUACCUUACAGCAGACCCAUGAACCAAGAACACAACCCUGAAGUUGAGUAUACUGUACCUGCUCAUUAUACCCCUCCAGUGGGCAAGCAAAAACCACCAAGCUAUCCAAGAAACUACCACUCUCAUCCUAAGCGCAAUGUAAAAUCUGAGAGCAAAAUUGAAAACCAAGCAACGACACACAAAAAGCAACCACAAUCGAAUGAUAAAAAGAAGAAAUCGGAGUAA
Molecule: messenger RNA, 2247 nt
Organism: Chilo suppressalis (striped riceborer)
Lineage: Eukaryota; Metazoa; Arthropoda; Insecta; Lepidoptera; Crambidae
Source: the annotation of a GenBank genome assembly